AUGGACCUUAGAAUCGACCUCGUCGAUACGAAGGUUCAUUCGUUCGAGUUCUUGAGCCGCUCGUCGGCCGAAACGUGCGGGGCGAGUUGUGGUCCCGUUGGCCGUUGCGGCAGCGGGAUCCAACGGUUCCUCGUCGUCUUCUCGUGCCAAGACCUUGUCUUGUUCCUGGGUCUUUUUCUGCUAUGCUUGCAUUGCCUCGAAAUCGUCGGCCAGUGGCUUAACGAAAUUCUCCAUGAGUUUGCGGAGCUUGUCGUUCGAAGAGGAUUUCUUCGAGCUGCGGUGACGGAGGAGGGCUUUCUUCAUUCCUCGGUUAUGGCGAUUGUCGCGGCGAAAUGA
This is a messenger RNA of Microthlaspi erraticum, 336 nucleotides long. Lineage: Eukaryota; Viridiplantae; Streptophyta; Magnoliopsida; Brassicales; Brassicaceae. The record is from the annotation of a GenBank genome assembly.